This is a messenger RNA of Caenorhabditis remanei, 1380 nucleotides long. RefSeq lists its product as uncharacterized. Gene Ontology annotation, biological process: intracellular mRNA localization. Gene Ontology annotation, molecular function: mRNA binding. The coding region runs from base 1 to 1380 and encodes 459 amino acids. The record is from RefSeq and is a predicted model, not a curated record. Gene Ontology annotation, cellular component: ribonucleoprotein complex; nuclear outer membrane-endoplasmic reticulum membrane network; endoplasmic reticulum. The transcript has 7 exons. Lineage: Eukaryota; Metazoa; Nematoda; Chromadorea; Rhabditida; Rhabditidae.
AUGCAUGAGAAUCGACCACUAGAUGAUAUCAUAGAAGUGAAUGAGAAAAUUGGAACCAAUCCACCAGAUCGACAACGUUUCGAAAAUGAUUUGGAGGAAUUUCAUUCAGAAAUGCAAAAGAUUCGAUCUCAGAUCCAAAUCCGAUGCAAAAAGUGCACUGAAUCAAAUCCACUCGAAAGUGAGAUGAAAACUCAGCGUGAGCAGCUACGUGUAGAGCUCAUGGGAUUGAAAAGAGAUGGGGAUAAGAUCAAAGUGGAAAUUGAUAACCAGAGAAAGAAACAAUUGGAUUUGGAAAAAGACUGCCGCAUCCGGAACAAGGAUCAACUUGAAAAACUACUCCAGGAAUAUCAAGACCGCUAUAAGAGACCCCUUUCGGCAAGAGAUGAGCAAGCAUUGGUGACGGAGAUAAAUGCAUUAAAAAGGAAUAGAAAACAAUUAGAGUCCCUCGCGGAAAUAACCACUGGAAGAAAAGAUUUGGAUGUGGAGCUCGAAAAAAAUCGACAUAAGAAACAUAAAGUGUACAUCGACCUGACAAAUCUUCAAAACAAGUUCAAGCUCAUCAAACAAAAUCGGAGGAUGAUUGAAGAUGAGAUUCGAGACCUCAAGCAUCAGUUACAAGGAGCCCAUGAGCGUAGAAAGAUUCUCAUCAAUGCCUAUGACGACAACCGAGAGGAAUACAAAACAUGGCUGAAUGCCAAUAAGUUGAACGGAAAUAGCGUUCCAAUGUCGUUCCCGAGUGCACGCAAAAUAAAAGCACCAAUCGACAUUGAGGAAUUGGAGCCAUAUUAUGAACAAAAGAGGGAUUGCAACAGACUCAUUCAUUAUCUAGAGCGCCUUCAGACUACAUUGCAGAAGGAUGAGGGAGUGAAGCCACCUGCACCAGCACCAAUAGUGGAUGAUGAUGAUGACUCUGCAGAUGAGCUACCACCACAACUUAUCAGGAAUAACCCGAAGAUUACGGUAGCGUCGGCGGCUCCAGCUGUGAAACGGAAUUUCAAGAAGCCAACUCAACCGAUUUCUCACAACAUUGAUAUCUACAAGUUGUUUGGAACAGUUGAUGUGGAUGUACCAAAGGUUUAUGCGGAUGUUGGGGACGCGUUGAAAGCGGUGAGAGAGAAACUCGACUUCUACAACCAACAAACCACCAACGAACUCGACUGGGGAGAAGAACUGGGCGGAAUUGAAUACCUCUCCAUUUCUCGCACUGCUAGUGAUAUGGAUUCGUUCAUGGAUGAAUCGCUGUCCGACGUGGGAAGUAUGUCAAGUUUCUACAGAGCAUCUAGCCGAACAAGUUGUCCGUCCCCUCUUGCCAACGACAAUUCUCCAAAACGAUUUGUUGCUCCCUUACCGCCAAAUAGUGAGAAGAAUUCGCCGGUGUAG